This is a messenger RNA of Oncorhynchus keta (chum salmon), 1061 nucleotides long. Its product is annotated as hatching enzyme 1.2-like. Gene Ontology annotation, biological process: proteolysis. The record is from RefSeq and is a predicted model, not a curated record. NCBI's taxonomy places the organism in Eukaryota, Metazoa, Chordata, Actinopteri, Salmoniformes, Salmonidae. The transcript is spliced from 3 exons. Bases 1 to 852 code for a protein of 283 amino acids. Gene Ontology annotation, molecular function: metalloendopeptidase activity; zinc ion binding.
AUGUUGAAACUAUCCAAGGAGCCAUCCAGUCUCUCCUCUCCACACACUGAAGAUGGAGCAAAGCCCUCUCUCACCCUGCUGCUGCUGCUGCUGCUGGGCCUCUCUCAGGCCAACCCUCUCAUGGAGGAUGGAAGUGGACCAGAGAUCCUAACAGACAACCCUGAGGCUGUAGACAUCACUGAGAGAAUUCUGACCACUAAUAACGGCUCCAGUCAGUUCCUGUUGGAGGGGGACAUGGUGGCACCAACAACCAGAAACGCCAUGAUUUGCUAUAGUGCCGGGUGCUUCUGGAACAAAGGCUCCAACGGACUGGUUGAAGUGCCCUACACAGUGAGCAGUAGCUUCAGUUCCUCUGACAAGCAGGGCAUUGAAAACGCCCUCCGGGCCUUCACUUCCCAGACCUGCAUUCGCUUCGUGCCUUGGCAGAAUCAGGUUGACUUCAUCAGCUACGAGCCCAGAGACGGGUGCUGGUCCCCUCUUGGGAGAGUGGGAGGCCAACAGACGGUCUCUCUCCAAAUGGACGGCUGCGUUUACUUCGGCAUCAUUCAGCACGAGACUCUCCACGCUCUGGGCUUCCAACACGAACAAACCAGGAGCGACCGUGACGAGUACGUCACCAUCAACUGGAGUAACAUCGACUCUAACAAUGCCUACAACUUUGAUAGAUCAAACACCAACAACCUGAACACUCCCUAUGACUACAGCUCUGUCAUGCACUAUGGAAAAACAGCCUUCUCAGUCAACGGGAUGGACACCAUCACCCCCAUCCCCAACCCCAACGUGCCCAUCGGCCAGAGACAGGGGUUGUCCACCACGGACAUCCUGAGGAUCAACAGACUCUACGGCUGCUGAGAGGAAGACAUCAAGUCACAGGAGAAAAGUCUGGGAAAGACCAGAUGAAGGAAGUCAAGUCUGACAUAUAUCAUGUUAUCUUAUUGAUUUAAAAUCAUUGUUGAGUUGUAACUUUAAAAAAACAUGAUCAUUGCUGUAGUUGUGUAGUUCUCAAAUUAUUUUAAUCAUAUGACUUAAUUAAUUAUCUAAAAUAAACAAGAUUGAAAGCA